Messenger RNA from Ambispora gerdemannii, 1611 nucleotides. Lineage: Eukaryota; Fungi; Glomeromycota; Glomeromycetes; Archaeosporales; Ambisporaceae. The record is from the annotation of a GenBank genome assembly.
AUGUCGUCGUUUCUACCAAAUUUCGCUUCCGGUUAUUAUUCAACUGUAGCAGCAAUAAUUAUUAUCAUACUGUUUGCUAUCCCAUAUCAAUUUUCUUUACUUCACCAAUUGUAUAAUUCACGAACAAAAUCAUCAUUAAAAGAAUCAGAAAACCUAUCAAUUAGAAACAACUUACCAAUACAUUGGAAAAUUACCGUCUGGAAUCAUAAAUUCUGGAAUUAUAUGCUCCACAUUAUCGGAGUUGGUGAUAUGUCAGCCAAAGAAGCUGUUUUACUCGCGAUUUAUUUGGGACUCAAUACCGUUUUUCUAUUCAUACCAUUUGAAGAUCAACUGACACACGACAUUGUACUACGAAAUAAUCGAUUCGGCUGGGUCGGUUUAACGAACGCUGCGUUUGUAUUUCCGUUAGCAACUCGUAAUUCAGUUUUCGUUCAUCUGUUAGGAAUUCCGUUCGAGCGUAUAAUCACUUUUCAUCGAUGGGUUGGAAGAAUAGUGAUUUUUAUGAUAAUGUUCCAUGGUGGAAGUCAUAUUACAUAUCGCUGGCAAACGGUGACUCAUGAUAUCGGUGAUCUGAUUUUUACUUAUAGAGUUAAUUUAACGGGAUUUCUUUCUUUUUUCGGGCUUUUCGUUAUUGGCGUGACUUCGCACUCAUUAGUUCGACGACGUGCUUUUGAAGUGUUUUAUUAUGGACAUUUCUUUUUUAUUAUGUUUCUCCUGGUUUCAUUCUUGCAUGAUAGAAAUCAUGUGUAUUGGUUGAGUCUUGGAUUCUUAUUGUAUGUAAUAGACAGGAUUAUUCGGUUCGUUAUUGGUUACAAAGAAACCAAUAUCACUAGUAUAAAAGCUCUCGAAGGAGGCGUCACUCGUAUAGCAUUCACACGACAAAUGAAAUAUAAACCAGGACAAUAUAUAUUUGUACAUUUUCCACAAUUGAGUAAAUUACAAUGGCAUCCUGUCUCAUUGUCAUCUGCUCCUUCAUUAACCGAAGACAGCAAACAACAUCACGCAACGAUACAUUUGAAAUCUUCAGGCGAUUUUACCGAGAGUUUGUUUAAACUGGUCCGGUCUUCCAACAAUGGGGAAUCAUCAACGCCAAUUACGAUGAGAGUGGAAGGUCCUUACGGACGACCAAGUUUGAAUUUCCAAGCUUUUAAGACUGUUGUAUUAAUAGGUGGAGGGAUUGGUGUUACACCUAUUAUGAGCCUUUUGCAAGAUCUAGUGGAUCGACAGGUUACGGGUAAUCCAAUAACUACACAAUCAAUUUUCCUUAUAUGGACAGUUCCUAAUCUUGCUUCAUAUUCAUGGUUUGAAUCCGAAAUACAAGAAGUUCAAAACAAAUUUUCCGCAUUACCUACAGAAAAAUAUCGACUCAAUAUCAAGAUAUUCGUCACGCGACCAAAAGAGAGUCUUCCAGCUGACACAACUCUACUAAUUCAAGGCAGACCAUCUUUCGACACUCUACUCAGUGAAAUAAAAAAUUACCAUGGAUCAGGUGAUAUUGCUAUUGCUGUUUGUGGACCAGCUGUUAUGCUUAAAGAAGUCCAGCAGAUAGGAAUCAAACAAAGUGAUCAAUUUGGUCUUUUCAAAAUACAUAAAGAAACAUUUGCGCUUUGA